AUGGCCAGUGCAGCGGCAGCAGCUGGACUGACUGUUGCUGCUGCAGGAUUUGCAGGCCGUUAUGUUUUGCAAGCCAUGAAACACAAUAUGGAACCUCAAGUACAACAAGUUUUUCAAAGUCUACCAAAUUCUGCCUUCAGUGAUGGCUAUUACAGAGGUGGGUUUGAAUCCAAAAUAACAAAACAAGCAGCAGCAUUAAUACUAGGCGUAAGCCCUACUGCCAAUAAAGGAAAAAUAAGAGAUGCUCGUCAACAAAUUAUGCUUUUAAAUCACCCAGACAAGGAAGGAUCUCCUUAUAUAGCAGCCAAAAUCAAUGAAGCUAAAGAUUUACUAGAAGGUCGAGCUAAAAAAUGA
This is a messenger RNA of Prionailurus viverrinus (fishing cat), 354 nucleotides long. Its product is annotated as mitochondrial import inner membrane translocase subunit TIM14-like. Gene Ontology annotation, biological process: protein import into mitochondrial matrix. NCBI's taxonomy places the organism in Eukaryota, Metazoa, Chordata, Mammalia, Carnivora, Felidae. The record is from RefSeq and is a predicted model, not a curated record. The transcript has a single exon. Gene Ontology annotation, cellular component: PAM complex, Tim23 associated import motor. Bases 1 to 354 code for a protein of 117 amino acids. Gene Ontology annotation, molecular function: ATPase activator activity.